GAAGACGGUCGAGAGAGAGAGAGAGAGAGAGAGAGGCUGUAGCCAUGGACGAGCUGAAGCCCAGCCCUCCGAACUCAUCGCCGCUGACCCCGCUCGGCUUCCUCGAGAGAGCCGCGGCCGUCUACGGCGACUGCCCCUCCGUCAUCUACAACGACGCCACCUACACGUGGUCGCAGACCCGCGGCCGGUGCCUCCGGGUGGCCUCGUCGCUCGCCUCCGGCGGCAUCAGCAGGGGCGACGUGGUCUCCGUCGUGGCCCCCAACGUCCCCGCCAUGUACGAGCUCCACUUCGCCGUCCCCAUGUGCGGCGCCGUCCUCAACAACAUAAACACCCGCCUCGACGCCCGCACCGUCUCCGUCCUGCUCCGCCACGGCGGUUCCAGUCUCAUCUUCGUCGACUCCCAGUCUCGCGCCAUCGUCCUCGAGGCCCUCUCCAUGUUUCCCCCGAGCUCCGAUCGCCCGCGGCUCGUCCUCAUCGCCGACGACGACGCCGUCGACGAACCAGGCAAUCCGCUGACCUCGUCGUCGUCGUCGUCGGGAGACGUUGGUUUCUGGUCUACCUACGAAAGCCUGAUCGAGAGAGGCGAUCCCGAUUUCGAGUGGAUCCGACCGGCAAGCGAGUGGGACCCGAUGAUACUCAAUUACACCUCGGGGACGACAUCGUCGCCUAAGGGCGUGGUCCACUGCCACCGUGGAAUCUUCACGGUCGCCGUCGAUACGCUCGUGGAUUGGGCCGUCCCCAAGCAGCCUGUCUACCUCUGGACCCUCCCGAUGUUCCACGCCAACGGUUGGAGCUUCCCUUGGGGGCUCGCCGCCGUGGGCGGCACCAGCAUCUGCCUCCGCAAGUUUGACGCCGCCACCAUCUACCACCUCCUCCGGCGGCACAGCGUGACCCACAUGUGCGGAGCCCCCGUGGUGCUCAACAUGUUGUCCUCCGGCUCCGGCUCCGACGCCGAGCCGCUCAAGCACCCGGUCAAGAUCCUGACCGCCGGAGCCCCACCGCCCGCGGCGGUUCUGUUCCGGACUGAGUCGCUGGGGUUCGAGGUCAGCCACGGGUACGGGCUCACCGAGACGGGGGGGCUCGUGGUGUCGUGCGCAUGGAAGCCGCAGUGGAAACGCCUGCCCGCGGGGGAGCGGGCGCGGCUCAAGGCAAGGCAGGGCGUCCGGACGGUGGCGAUGACGGAGGUGGACGUCGUGGACCCGGUGUCGGGCGCCCCGGUGAGGCGGGACGCGUCGACGCUCGGCGAGAUCGUCCUCCGGGGCGGUUGCGUGAUGCUGGGGUACCUCAAGGACCCGGAGGGCACCGCCAAGUGCAUGCGGGGCGGGUGGUUCUACACGGGCGACGUCGGGGUGAUGCACCCGGACGGGUACCUGGAGAUCAAGGACCGGUCCAAGGACGUGAUCAUCAGCGGCGGGGAGAACCUGAGCAGCGUGGAGGUGGAGUCGGUGCUGUACGGGCACCCGGCGGUGAACGAGGCGGCGGUGGUGGCGAGGCCGGACGAGUUCUGGGGGGAGACGCCGUGCGCCUUCGUGAGCCUCAAGGCCGGACCGGGCCGGGCGACGUCGACGGAGAAGGAGAUCGUCGAGUAUUGCCGGAGCAAGAUGCCGCAUUACAUGGUGCCCAAGACGGUGGUGUUCAGGGAGGAGCUGCCCAAGACCUCGACGGGCAAGAUCCAGAAGUACCUGCUGAGAGAGAUCGCGAAGCGGAUGGGGCCGCCCUCGUCCAGGAUCAGUCGCAUGUGAAACGGUCAACGAGCUCUCCGGGUGAAUUUACCGGAUAUUCAAGUAUCAGUAAGUCCAAUUAAGACUGCGCACGCACUAGAUUGGUCAAUAA
Messenger RNA from Syzygium oleosum, 1833 nucleotides. Its product is annotated as 2-methylpropanoate--CoA ligase CCL4-like. The transcript has a single exon. Lineage: Eukaryota; Viridiplantae; Streptophyta; Magnoliopsida; Myrtales; Myrtaceae. The coding region runs from base 45 to 1742 and encodes 565 amino acids. The record is from RefSeq and is a predicted model, not a curated record.